CUUUUAAACUUUUGACAUCAAAACACAAGAAUUGCAAGUAGAAUAGAACAAACACCCAACAGAAAAAACACUCUCUCUCUUUCUCGAGCCCCUUGCCACCUUCACUCAGAGCUUAGCUUAGCUUAGCUUUGAUUCUUCCUGCUUCUCUUUCUCUCUCCUCUUUUCCAUUUUCUCCUUCUUUUACCCUCUCUAUCUCUCUCUGUCAAAGUGAAGAGAGAGAAAGUAAGAAAGAAAAAAUCCCACCAAGUUUCAAGCUUUUAUUCAUUCCUCUGUUUCUCCCACCAUUUUUAAGCUUCACUAAUUUAUUUUUUGCAAAACAAAAUUAUUCCGAAAAAACCCUUUUUUUUUUAGUUACAAAAAAAAUGAGUUUGAAAGUUUGAGUAUUUUAUUUUUCAAAACCCAUUUUUUUUAGCUAAGAAAAAAAAAUGAGUUUUGCAGAUUCUUUGUUUCAGAAUAAGUUUGCUUCUCUUAAAACCAACCCAGUUGAGUAGAAGAUUCUGAGAGUUGUUAAGAAAGACAAAAAGAAGAAAAACACCAUUUUUAGAAGAAACCCAGAAAACCCUAAAGGGUAAAGCUUCCAUCUUUUUUUUUCCAUUUUAAUGGUAAAGAAGAAAAGAAAAGUGUUGUAAAAUAUGCUGCACAUUCUUCCAAAAUUCCACCUUUCUCUUCCUUUCUUAAUCUUUUUCAUCUUUUAAAACCAUAAAAACCCAUCUCUCUUUUUUCUUUAAAAAUUUUAAUUUCUAAAAAAUAAAAAAAAAUGGGAUGUGUAGCAUCAAGAUUAGAGGAUGAAGAAGAAGUAGUUGCAAUUUGUAGAGAGAGAAAAAAGUUGAUGAAAUUAGCAGUUGAGAGAAGAUAUGCAUUAGCUGAUGCACAUUGUAAGUAUUGUCAUUCUCUUUAUGCAGUUUCAGCUGCCAUUAAACUAUUUGUAGCUAGACAUUCAACACCUUCUUCACCAUUUUUAAUCACAUUUCCACCUCCAAAUUGUGGUGUAUCUCCUUCAACAAAUCCACCAAUAACACAAAAUGUUGCUGAAAAAGUUAUUACAAACCCUAUGUUUCUUCAACAAAACCCAUCUCACCCUACACAAAAACAACAACAAGAACAAGAACAACAAUGUUGUGAAUCAUCCCCUGUUUCUUCAACAACUUCUUCACUCUCCUCAUCUUCUGAGGAGGAAGAGGCAGAGAAUGUGGGAGGAGAAGAAGAGAUAAUGAGAAUGAGGAAUGUUGUUGGGACAAAUCAACCAUAUGGGUAUUACUAUAUGAGUACACCAAUGUCAAUGUCUAUGUCAAUGCCACCACCAAUGCCAUCCCCUCAAAGGGAUUAUGGUGGUUGGGACUUCUUUAACCCCUUUUCAGGGGUUCGAAACGAUGUCGUUGGGGCCGAGUUUCAGCGACACCCUGAGGAGGAGUUGAGGGCGGUUAGGGAGGAAGAAGGGAUACCUGAAUUGGAAGAGGAAAGAGGAGGAGGGGAGGAGGGGAAUGCUGUGGAAGAGAAAUGUGGCGUUGGCGGUUGUGAUUGUGGUGCUAAAGGUGGUGGAGGUGUGGUGGAGCAUUUAGUUAAGGGUGGAGGAGUUGAUGUUGUUAAGGGAAUGGAGGGAGGAAAUGUGAGAGAAAGUGAAAAGGGAUUAACUGUUAUUGAUCAAUCCCUUGAAGUUGAAGGGAGAGAGUUGUUAAAUGCAUUGAAAGAUAUUGAGGAUCAUUUUAUAAGAGCUUAUGAUUCUGGUAAAGAUGUUUCUAAGAUGCUUGAAGCUAACAAAAUGCAUAUGCAAUCUGGUCUUGAAGAAAUUAAAGAGAACUCAACCAAACUCAUUCAAGCUAUUACAUGGCACCGGUCAAAUACAUUGCGGUCUUCAUCGUGUAAAAGUUUAGUUGCUUCAAGCUCUAAGAACUCCACCUCAUGGACGGAGUAUAAGAACGAUCUUUUCGACGAUUAUGGUGGCAUGUCAGCUGGAAGCCAUUCACUAACACUAGGAAGACUAUACGCUUGGGAAAAGAAGCUCUAUGAAGAGGUCAAGGCUGGAGACACCAUAAGAAAGCUGUAUGAAAGAAAAUGUGCACAGUUGAGAAACAAGGAUGUAAAAGGAGAGGACUCAUUAUCUGUAGACAAGACCCGAGCAGCGGUGAAAGAUCUCUACUCCCGAAUUUUGGUUGCCAUCCGGCGAGCUGAGUCUAUCUCUGAGCAAAUUCAGAAACUUGCAGAUGAAGAGCUUCAGCCACAGAUCAUUGAACUGCUGCAAGGUUUGACUCAAUCCUGGAAGAUAAUGAUGGAAUCCCAUGAAACUCAGAACCACAUAAUAUUUGAAGUAAGGACUUUUGACUGCCCAACAUAUGGAAAAUUCUGCAAUGACUCGCACCGGCUUGCUACACUACAGCUCGAGGCCGAGAUUCAAAACUGGCGGGAAUGCUUUUCAGAGUAUGUUGCUGCACAAAAAUCUUAUGUCGAGGUUCUUCAUGGAUGGUUAUCCAAGUUCAUUGUCCCGGAGGUUGAAUUUGGUUCUAAAUCAAAGAGUUUCAACGCAUACCGAGCAAAAGGUCCUCCAUUGUACAUUAUAUGUCGUGAUUGGUUAACUUAUAUGGAAAACUUACCCGAUAAGGCUGUCUCCGUGGCGAUGAAAAGUUUUGUGAGGGAUGUAAGGGGUUUAUGGGUUCAACAAGGGGAAGAACAAGACCAGAAAAGGAAAGUUGACAAAAUGGCUAAAGAACUAGAGAAGAAGAUGAUUGCAUAUCAGAAAGUUGAGGGGAGAAUUCAUGAAAGUACCAAGUUUUUAGAGUAUAAACCUUCAGAAAUUGAUGCACAAAGUCAGGAUGAUACGCAACAGCAACAGCAACAAGAACAGCAAACAGAUUAUCUACUUGAAAAGAAAGAUGCUUUAGACACCUUCAAGCGGCGAUUAGAAUUUGAGAAGGAGAAACAUCACAAUUUCAUGGAAGAAACACAAAGGAUUACAUUGAACGGAUUUCAAACUGGAUUCUCUUUGAUUUUUGAUGCCAUGGUACAUUUCUCAAAGGCUUCACUUAAAAUGUACAAUGAUUUGGUGAAUGAUAGACAGCAUUUGGAGAAGGGUGAAAAACAGCCCAGCUUGCAAGAAGGUUCCUACGUCAAUGAGCACCUAAAGUAACAAAUGAACUAUGGUUCUGUUCGGUCAAAAGGGCCUUGAGAAUUUUAACAAUCAAGGAUGACGCGUUCUAGAGUUAAGUUUGUACAUUAGACUUGUGCCGAAGCAGCUCGCUGAGGCGCAGGUUUAGAGUGAUUAUUAGCUGUUUUCUUAGCAUUGGUUUAUUUUUAAUUGAGGGUGAGAUUUGAUUGAAUGCCCACAAUUUUGUUGUAAACUCUGGAUGCUCACAUCUCUCUUUGGCCUAGAAAUCUAAGGUCAAGGGGGUUGUGGCUUCAAAAUGGUCAGGUGGGCAUUCUUUGUAUGUUGUAUGUAGUAGGACAUCUUGGUGUUUUAGUACAAAUUGUCACUAUGGCCAA
Beta vulgaris subsp. vulgaris (sugar beet) is the source of this 3474-nucleotide messenger RNA. RefSeq lists its product as hypothetical. The record is from RefSeq and is a predicted model, not a curated record. The transcript is spliced from 4 exons. The coding region runs from base 758 to 3121 and encodes 787 amino acids. NCBI's taxonomy places the organism in Eukaryota, Viridiplantae, Streptophyta, Magnoliopsida, Caryophyllales, Amaranthaceae.